Messenger RNA from Folsomia candida, 2082 nucleotides. RefSeq names its product 2-acylglycerol O-acyltransferase 1. Gene Ontology annotation, biological process: triglyceride biosynthetic process. The record is from RefSeq and is a predicted model, not a curated record. Bases 765 to 1862 code for a protein of 365 amino acids. Lineage: Eukaryota; Metazoa; Arthropoda; Collembola; Entomobryomorpha; Isotomidae. The transcript is spliced from 8 exons. Gene Ontology annotation, molecular function: diacylglycerol O-acyltransferase activity. Gene Ontology annotation, cellular component: endoplasmic reticulum membrane.
GAGGACUUGAACGUGUGACCCCUUCCCAGUAAACUCAGGAAGUAGAAAAACAAUCAUUAUUAAAUAAAUAAUAUCAUUGUUACUAAAAUAAUUAAGUAGCCUUCAUUUCAUUUAUCAUUCGUGCUUAUUAACUGGAGGGAAAAAAUUGUAGACGAAAAUAAUAAUAAUAAACAAACACGGAAAGUCCAACUAAACUAAAAAAUAAUAGAAUUAUUAUGCAACAUCAUCAUUUCAAGAUUUUCCUUGACUCGUUAGCUAACUAUCCUCACUUGUGUGUGGAGUGGACGUUGACGACGAGGUUUCAUAAUAUUUAAUUUGGUUAGUUAGUUAAUAACGUGGCUCCGUUGGCGAGAGAUGUGAAAUGUGAAGGUCCACUUUUUUCUUCAAGUGUGAGCCAAGUUUUUCGUCAGCCCAAAAAAACAUGUGAUUUUUAUUUAUUUAUUUAUUUAAAUAUAUCUCGUGAAAAAAAUCGGAUAUUUAUGAUAAUCAAUUAAUAAUUAAUUAAAUUAGUGAGUGGAAUCCUACGGCAAUUUAAGAAAGGAAAUAAUACAAGAUUCCGUUCUUACUUCUUGUCCUGUCUUGGAGUGAAUUAGAAGGGAAGAAAAAAUCGCCUUGUUCUUGUUCUUUUGUUCUUUUUUUUCGGUGUGAUUAAAGAUUUAAAAGUUGAAAGGAAUCGAGAAGGAAGAAAGUGAUUUUCGUGCCGAGUAGUCAUCAUCAAAAGAAGGAAGGUUUUUUUAUUUUUUCAAAUUAGUACGAGAACGGAAAUGGGGAGCGAUUUGGUCGUGGCGGAUAGCAGCCCCCCCGUCGAGAAGAACGGUUAUCACGGAGGUGGGGGGAAGAAAAUGUUGGGUGUGGAAUUCGCCCCGUUGUCGAUUCCAAUGGCUCGCCGACUGCAAACUUUCGCCGUGGCGUCGUGGAUUCUAACCUUUUUCAUCAUGGGGCCAGGCUCACUGUUUCUCCUGAUGUAUCUCCUCCUCCACCCGGGUCACACCCUCGUCCGUGCCCUCCCACUCGUCUACGCCGUCUGGUUCCUGCUCGAUCGACACACCCCAAACGAAGGGGGUCGCAGGUGCGACUGGGUCCGUCACUGGCGUCUCUGGACCUGGUAUUGUGACUACUUUCCGAUCAAACUGGUGAAAACGGGGGACCUCCCGCCCCACAAGAACUACAUUUUUUGCUCCCACCCUCACGGAAUUCUUUGCUCUGCCGCUUUCGGAAACUUUGCGACGGAAGGAACCUCAUUUUCAGAAAAUUUUCCCGGUAUCACGCCUCACCUUUUGACACUCGAAGGCCACUACUCCUUCCCACUUUACAGAGAAUACCUCAUGUCGUCAGGUGCCUGUUCAGCCUCGAAACGAAGUCUUAAUUACUUGUUAAGUCGUCCUGGAGGGGGCCACGCGGCGGUGCUCGUCGUGGGAGGAGCCCCAGAAUCGCUCGAGUCUCGCCCAGGCUCUUACAUCCUCAAGCUCAAGGAUCGCAAAGGUUUCAUCAAGACGGCGCUUCGCCAUGGAGCAUCACUCGUGCCGAUAUUCUCAUUCGGAGAAAUUGAAAUCUACACCCAAGUCCAUUUUCCCACUGGAUCCAAGAGAAAGCGGAUCCAGUCCAGGUUGCAGCGCGUCCUGGGACUCGCGCCGUGUCUCUUCAAUGGACGCGGUAUCUUCCAGUACUCGUUUGGCAUCAUUCCACAAAGACGGCCUUUAACGACUGUGGUGGGAGAGCCGAUCGACGUGCCGAAAACGGCGGAUCCCACAUCCGCCGACAUCGAUGCCCUCCACGCCAAAUAUGUCGCCAGUCUACAAAAACUCUUCUACACUUAUCGCGACCUCUACGCCACACCUGAGACUGAACUGAUCAUCAUUUAAUUAAAAACGUAGUUGUUACACAUAUUAGUUUUUUAAUAGCUGUAGCCUAUUAUUUUUGCAAGUUGUUUUAUUUUUCAUGAAAAUUUGAGGGGUUUCAAAAAAUGUGUGACACUCACUUUCUUCGAUAUAUGUAUGUAGAUUUACGAUUUUGUCCAACAAAACCGUCGGAAUAAAUGAUGCAACCGCUUUGAGAAAAGUUUUCUUAUCACUGAACCCAGAA